This is a messenger RNA of Kalmanozyma brasiliensis GHG001, 4626 nucleotides long. RefSeq lists its product as uncharacterized. The record is from RefSeq and is a predicted model, not a curated record. Gene Ontology annotation, molecular function: protein binding. The transcript has a single exon. NCBI's taxonomy places the organism in Eukaryota, Fungi, Basidiomycota, Ustilaginomycetes, Ustilaginales. Bases 1 to 4626 code for a protein of 1541 amino acids.
AUGGCGACUUCGAUGCAAUUUGGUCCCGAGUGGAUGCGCAAAGGACCAACCAGCAAAUCAGGCGGCAAGGAAAACCCCGCUUCCACCACGCCUUCGGCUGCUACCAGCCCUGGCACGGGCCCCGUUGCCGGCACUACGGCUCCCAGCAAUGGCAGCAACGGCAACAGCGGCGGCAAGCGUAAUGGCGGGCCUGUCGGUCUUGCUAAUCUGUCUGGCCCGGCACCUGUGGUGAGCCCGUCGGUGAGCAGCCCUGGUGCCUUCUCGUUCGCUGCGGCUGCCGCUGCCGCAACUGCGCAAUCCUCGGAUCGCAAUGGCACGCAUGCUUCCACUCCGCAAGGCGACAGUGACUCCUCCUCGACGACGCUUCUCAACGGUUCUUCCGCAGCACUCGCCAAGGACAAAGUAUCGCGCGAGAAGAUGCUGAGUCUGUACAGUUCGGACCGCACCAGCAAGAACGCUAGCGCAGAGCCCUCGCCCGUGGAAGCCGUCCCGCCUGGAGGUAGCGCUGCGCCCGAGCGCUCCACGAGCACUUCCCGCAGAAAGGUCGGUUCCGAUCGUCGCCAACCUGGUUUUGCCGAUUUUGUAGCCGUCGGUGCGGGACCGUUAUCACCCGGCUUGGGCAGCAACGAACCGCGCGGGCUCAACGCACGAUCGACUUCAGGAGGCUCUUCAGGCGGCUUCGGUUCCGCUGGCACGUCGAAUUGGGACAAGGCGGAGAAGGAGCGUCCUGGCCUGUUCCAGCGUGCUUCGAAUGGCGCUUUGGCGGGCGUGACCACCAACUCUGGUUCGCGUCCCCUCUCGCCCUCGGUGUCUCGAGAUCGCUUCACUGGCAUUCAGGGCGGUGUCCUUUCCGGUGUAGCUCCUCCUGCCCGCAAAAGGAUGGACAGCAACGAUGGCGGUCCCACUCCAGUGGAAGCCCCUUCUCGCAGUGUGCGCUCCCUCAAGAGCAGUCAGGACGAGGUGCACGCUCCACAAUCCUCGACCAAUGGUGCAGCUGGCGGUAUGGGCUCUUGGGGACGCUCUUCGCAGUCCGCCAUCGGUCAGUCCGGCACGAUUGGCAAUGGCGGAGGAGUGAUGGGCGCCUUCUCCGAUGCCUUCAGCUCCAACCGCGUCAGAGGUCGAAAUGUGCCGGCUGCUGCCGAUGUUGCUGUGUCAGCACCUGCGGCUCCUCCCGCACCCGCAGUAGAGUCAUCGCAGCCAACGCAGCCCAUUGUGCCCAGCGCCAAUCCCGAAGGACUCAGCAUUUCGGCUCGCUUCGCACGCCACAAGGACCGUCUGCCCGGUGAAGGUCCCAUCGGUCCUCCUUCCGAUGGCAGCAUUGGCUUCGGCAAAUCCUCGGGCGUCGACAGGAGAAGAGAGCGUCAGAUCAGUCAGGCUCGACCGAUGCACUCUCAGCUGACCCGAGGCGACGCAAGCGCAGUCAACGGCGGAUCCGCUGCUCUUCACACCCAAGUGACCGAACAGCCCAGCACUCAAGCACAGGAGGCUGUCAGUCAGAUCGCAGCUCAGGCCGACCACGGUCUUGGCAGCGACGAUCAGGACCUGGCGCAGCACGCCUCUGCUGUGCUUGGCUCGCUCAAGCUCGACGAGGAUGACAGCCCCGGUCUACCUCCUACAUCCGCCCUCGCUGGCGACCACCUUGGCUCCAACACAGACGAUCUUCUUCGCGGUCGUGACGUCAGAGACCACUUCGAACAGCAACAACAACAGCACCACCACCCUCAAGCAACCAUGCAGGCCGCACCUUGGUCACCCGAAACGUCCAUGUGGCUCUACAGGGACAUGGCUGGCAACGUGCAAGGCCCCUUUAGCAGUCUCAUGAUGCAGGACUGGUACUCGCAGCAGUACUUUGCCGAUGACUUGCUCAUCAAGCGUCAGGAAGAUGUCGACUUCAAACCACUUGCUCAGGUCGUCGCUGCGGUUGGCAAUGCUCUCCAGCCUUUCAUCAUUCCUCCUUCCAACUGGCUGCACAGCCCAGCACCUCCUCGACCCGCCUUCGAAACAAACUCUGGCGCCGAGCAGAGUCGCUUCAGCGAUACCUUCGACUCUAACAGGUCUUGGGCAGCGCAGGCAGGCAGGCAACAGCAGCCUCAGCAGUCACAGCAGCAGCAGCAGGGCUGGCCUUCGUCCCUCACUCUCGGUGGUCUCGGAAACAGCGGUCCCGCACCCGCCUCGCCUUUCGGGCGUCACGACAUCUUCUCGGCUGCCCAGUCCGGACUGCGCAAUCAGGACGAUGUCAUGUCGAUGCUUCGCGAGCGCGAGCUGCACGAGCAGCGCCAAGCUGCCGGUCAGCGAGGCCCAGGCGGCAUGCAUCUUGGCCAGCUUGACAGCUUCGGCGGGGGCCUCGGAAGAUCUGGAUGGGGCAACGAGUCUGCCAUGACGCCCUCUCACUGGGGCGGCAUCGGCCAUGGAGGUCUCGGUCAAUUUGGGGAUGUCGGUCUCGGCGGCGGCCACCAAAGCCCGCUGGUCGGUGACCGACAACCCUUUGACAACUUUGGCCACCAGCAGCAGAGGCAAAAUUUUGACCAGGCCAGCAGCCCUUGGACCAACACGGCCUCGGUCGCGUCUCGAUCGCAGUUCGACUCGAUGCGACAGGCGCAGCAAGGUCAAUGGGGCGAGCAGCAGGCACAAGCACAACAGCAGCAGCACCAGCAGCCACAGCAACAGCAGCAACAGGCACCUUGGACCUACUCUGCUACAACACCCGAUGUGAGCAACCGCCAGAUGGAUUUCAGCGAGGCUCUUCUGCGCAACGAGGCCAUCAAAGCUGCUGAUCCCAUCGGAACUCCUCGACGAUCCCGAUCGCCUGCUCCUCAGCAUGAUGUGACUUCGGCUCACCAGCAGGCCGUCGAGCACAAGGCUGAGCUGCACCAAUCGUUCGAGAACGCUUUCCCUGCUCCCACGCAGCAAGACGAUGCACACGUUCACGAGCAUUCGGCCGGCUCCACCGCUGCCUUCCAAGAGAAUGAUGACAAAACGCUGGCCGUCAACACCCACGUCGACGUGGCUCAACCUGCCACACCGCAGAAGAAGAUGAGCAAGAGGGAGGCGCAGAAGACAGCCGCCGCCGCCGCCGCCGCUUCUGUAUCUGCCGUCAGCGCUGCUCAAGCACCCACAACGCCUGCCAAGACUGCCGAUACCGACAUUCCACCUCCCGAAGCUUUCACCACUGGCGAGCCGCGUCCUGAAGAGCUCUGGCCUCAGUCUCCCAAGGCCGUCGAGUUUGCCUCCGAGCCCGAGCUCUCUGGCAUGCCCGCAAUGACCCUCACCGGUAACAAGGCUGCCAAGGACGUCAAGCGAGAGUCGCGCUCAGCCCUGCAGCGACAACCCUCGGACGUGUCUCGAAGUGAGCCGGCCACCCGCGCUGCCGCUGCUGCCCGCCCGACUGGUGCUAGCAACGUGCGCGUCGUCUCACAGGAGCAGUUCCGACGAGGCAAGGAACUCGAGAGCGUAUCCGCCCAAGCACCCCUCUCUGACUGGCUCAACGAUGCCUCGACCACGGGCGAAUCGCCCGCCCCCGCCAGCCGACCCGCUCCCUGGGCCGCCGCCAAGGACGACUCGACCUCAACGACUGGUCCCAGUCUGCGCGAGAUCCAGGAAGCCGAAGCCAAACGUGCCGAGGCGAAGCGUGCCGCAGAAAAGGCAGCAGCUCGUGCUCGCAUGGCUGCCACACCCGGUGCCGCCGACGACCUCCCAACGACGCUCAGCUGGGGUCUGGCCUCGGCGCCUGCCACCAAGACGAUCAACACCGAGGCGGCCAACGCUGCUGCUGCUGCUGCUGCGGCGGCGGCGGGCAGCCCCGCUACUCCUGUGUGGAACGCCGGCAAGACGGCGCCCAAGAAGACGCUCAUGGAGAUCCAGGAGGAGGAGCGCAAACGCGCUGAGAAGCUCAAAGCUCAGCAGAAUGCUCAGGCGAUCGCGAUGCGCAAGGGGUACGCGGACUCGGCUGGUCGAACUGCCUCCUCGACGAUUGCGGCUCCUACUGCGGCGAGUGGCGGUGGUGCUUGGUCGGUGGUUGGGGCUGGAGGCAAGCCUUCCACUCCCAGCGGCGCCGUGCCGGCUACUGCUGCAGCUGCUUCACCCCUUGCUGCUCGACCGGGCGUGACUCCAGCCAGCCGCACAGCCAGCGCCACCCAACCUCCCACCUCGACGGGCAGCCCCUGGAACGUGGUUGGCACCAAACCCGCCACCAUCUCCACACCUUCCGCACUCCCCGCCUCGCCCUCGCCCGCCACCCGCAUCCGAUCCACCGCCGAUCCCACCGCCCCCUCGCCCGAAUUCAUCCGCUACUGCAAGGAAAACCUCGUCGGCCUCACCAUCAAGACGGACGACUUUAUCGACAUGCUCCUCCAAUUCCCGCUCGAUCCCUCGGCGGAUGUGAUCGAGAUCAUUGCCGACACGGUGUACGCCAACAGCAGCACGUUGGAUGGGCGCAGGUUCGCGAACGAUUUUGUUAGCAAGAGGAAGUUGGAUGUGCAGGGGAGGACGGGGGUUAAGUGGGGUGCGACGAGUGGUGGGGUGAAGACGCCGAGUGUUAAGACGGUGGAGAAGGUGACGGUGGGCAAGGUGCCUGGUCAAGGGGAAGGGUUCAAAGUUGUCAAGGGCAAGGGUGGGAAAAAGCGCUAG